Molecule: messenger RNA, 6951 nt
Organism: Marmota monax (woodchuck)
Lineage: Eukaryota; Metazoa; Chordata; Mammalia; Rodentia; Sciuridae
Gene: Slc2a13
Product: solute carrier family 2 member 13
Exons: 10
Coding region: 267-2210 (647 amino acids)
Biological process (GO): transmembrane transport
Cellular component (GO): membrane
Molecular function (GO): myo-inositol:proton symporter activity
Source: RefSeq, a predicted model, not a curated record
CUCCGCAGCGCCAGCUCGGCAGGCAGGCGCAGGGCGUGCGUCUGGAGUGAGACCCGCCAGGCUCCAACUCCGCAGCGCGCGAGCGCAGCGGGCAGCAACUUUCUCCCGGUCUCGGCGGUGACGGCGGGCGCUGCGGUGGCAGCCGGAGCGGGAGCCCCAAGCGGGAAGGCGGCGGCGGUUGCUCCCGCCGGGUCGGGCUGUCCAGCCCUCCGAGACCGCCGACCCGGAGCCUCCUCAUCCCCCGGGCAGCCCCGGGCCCCUGCCCUAUGUCCCGCAAGGCGAGCGAGAAUGUGGAGUACACGCUGCGGAGCCUGAGCAGCCUGAUGGGCGAGCGGCGCAGGAAGCAGCCGGAGCCGGACGCGGCGAGCGGCGCCGGGGAGCGCAGCCUGCUGGCGGCCGCGGAGUCGAGCGCCAGCCUGCAGAGCGCGGGCGCGGGCGGCGGCGUCGGGGACCUGGAGCGCGCGGCGCGGCGGCAGUUCCAGCAGGACGAGACCCCCGCCUUCGUGUACGUGGUGGCCGUCUUCUCGGCGCUGGGCGGCUUCCUGUUCGGCUAUGACACCGGGGUGGUGUCCGGGGCCAUGCUGCUGCUCAAGCGGCAGCUCAGCCUGGACGCGCUGUGGCAGGAGCUGCUCGUGUCCAGCACGGUGGGGGCGGCCGCCGUCUCGGCGCUGGCCGGCGGGGCCCUCAACGGCGUCUUCGGCCGCCGCGCCGCCAUCCUCCUGGCCAGUGCCCUCUUCACCGCCGGCUCCGCAGUGCUGGCCGCCGCGAACAACAAGGAGACGCUGCUCGCCGGCCGCCUGGUCGUGGGACUGGGCAUCGGCAUUGCAUCUAUGACAGUGCCAGUGUACAUUGCGGAGGUCUCGCCACCCAAUCUAAGAGGCCGACUAGUCACCAUUAACACCCUCUUCAUCACAGGAGGACAGUUCUUUGCAAGCGUUGUCGAUGGAGCCUUCAGUUAUCUUCAAAAGGAUGGGUGGAGGUACAUGUUGGGACUUGCAGCAAUUCCAGCAGUUAUACAGUUCUUUGGUUUUCUCUUUUUGCCGGAAAGUCCUCGAUGGCUUAUUCAGAAAGGACAGACUCAGAAGGCUCGUAGAAUUUUAUCUCAGAUGCGUGGUAACCAGACCAUUGAUGAGGAAUAUGAUAGUAUCAGAAACAGCAUUGAAGAAGAGGAAAAGGAGGUUGGUUCAGCUGGACCUGUGAUCUGCAGAAUGCUGAGUUAUCCCCCAACUCGCCGAGCUUUAAUUGUGGGUUGUGGCCUACAAAUGUUCCAACAGCUCUCAGGCAUUAACACCAUCAUGUACUACAGUGCAACCAUUCUACAGAUGUCUGGUGUGGAAGAUGAUAGACUUGCAAUAUGGCUGGCUUCAGUUACAGCUUUCACAAACUUCAUUUUCACAUUGAUAGGAGUCUGGCUCGUUGAGAAGGUGGGCCGACGAAAGCUUACCUUUGGUAGUUUAGCAGGUACUACUGUGGCACUCAUUAUUCUUGCUCUGGGAUUUCUGCUGUCAGCCCAGGUUUCUCCCCAUAUCACUUUCAAACCAGUAGCUCCAUCAAGUCAGAAUGCUACUUGUACAAGAUACAGUUACUGUAACGAAUGUAUGUUGGAUCCAGACUGCGGUUUCUGUUACAAGAUGAACAAAUCAGCUGUCAUUGACUCUUCUUGUGUGCCCGUUAAUAAAGAAUCCACAAAUGAGGCAGCCUGGGGCAGGUGUGAAAAUGAAACCAAGUUCAAAACAGAAGAAGUAUUUUGGGCUUACAAUUUCUGCCCUACUCCAUACUCUUGGACUGCACUUCUGGGCCUUAUUUUAUAUCUUGUUUUCUUUGCACCUGGAAUGGGACCAAUGCCUUGGACUGUGAAUUCUGAAAUAUAUCCCCUUUGGGCAAGAAGUACAGGAAAUGCAUGUUCAUCUGGAAUAAACUGGAUUUUCAAUGUUCUGGUUUCACUGACAUUUUUACACACAGCAGAAUAUCUUACAUACUAUGGAGCUUUCUUCCUCUAUGCUGGAUUUGCAGCUGUGGGACUUCUUUUCAUCUAUGGCUGUCUUCCUGAAACCAAAGGGAAAAAAUUAGAGGAAAUUGAAUCACUUUUUGACAACAGGCUAUGUACAUGUGGCGCUUCAGAUUCUGAUGAAGGAAGAUAUAUUGAAUACAUUCGAGUAAAGGGAAGUAACUAUCAUCUUUCUGACAAUGAUGCUUCGGAUGUGGAAUAGUUACCAGUUGCUGAUACCUUUAGUUAUUUAAACAAGUGUUGGGGAGAACAGCAAUUGGUGACCUCACUGCCCUGCUUUUAAUCUGAUUCUUUCCACAGUCUCAUCCUGAAUGACUUCCUAUUCUAGAAUACUUGAUUAGGAGGUAAAUGCAACCCUUAUGACUUUUUUUUUUAAUAAGCAAAAAUUUUAGAAAAAAAUUUACAGAGAUUUUAAUCUAAUAAUUCUUCAGCUUAUAUUAAUUCUUUAAUCUAAUAAUUCCUUCCUGAGAUAGUGUAAAAUAAUAUUGUACCCAGUGACUUCAGUGGCCCCUUUUCCCCUAAGACCAUAUAUAAUUAUUAGUGACAAUAGAGUCAAUGAUAAUAUAGCCAAAUUACAUAAAUACACUUUUAAAGAAUUCUUUGAAAUGGUCCAAUAGUGUUUUAUGUCAAAACAUAGCCUAUUGACCCUAAAUUUUCUUAAUGAGUAGUGGCUUAUCUGUGAUCCGCUAUUAGAAAGUAAAUUUUUUUUAAAGUUUCAUCAACAGAUUCAAAAGUGUGUCUUAGGAGGGCACAGCUGUCCUUAUCUCUUUUGGAUACCACAUUUUGAUUUCUCUCUCCAGAUAAUGCAAAUUCUUCAGAGACUGACUCUACACAGGAUCUUUUGAACAUAUCAAAAGCAGGUCUUUUUAGGGGUUAUUUUCAUACUUUUUUUUUUUGCUUUAGUGAUAUUUGCACAGAUAAGCUAGCAAGUUUUGAUAAGUAUAUUUUAUUGUCAAAGAAAGAAAGAAAAGAUUUUUAUAGAUCCCUAAUUCAUAAGUCACUUAAGAAUGCAACUAUAAAUGCAAAUAGUGCCAGAUCUUUAACUGUAUUUCAGGGUCAGUUUUUGUUCAUGCCAAACUCACAUCUUCACUCAUUGGUUCUGAAUCCACUCUUUUGUGCCUUCAUUGGUGUUAUAUAAAUAGCUGCUAGCAGACUAUUUUUCCCUUUCUUUUAAUCCAGUAAUUUCUGAAAUGAGAGGAAGGAAAUCAGUGGCAGAAAUAGUCCUGCUGUUAUUGAUGUUUCUUUAAUUAAAAUCAUGGGACUUAUUUUUUUAACUUUUUAUUAACUCUUCCUAAGUUAAUUAUCACAUUUAAUUGUAAUUGUCUUUUUCUUAACUCCAUAAACUAGUUUUUAUUUUGCCAUCUUUUCACAUUUUUUCGGACAAUUUUCCAAAAAUACCAAGAUAUAUAGAUUUGGCUCUAUGUGAGUGUAUGUGUGGAGAUGUGUGUGUGUUUGUUAAUGCUUGGUUUGAUUUUCCUUCUUGUCUAAAAAUUGAGAUUUUUUUUUAUUGGAACAAAUUAAUGGUUCUAAUAUAUCACAUGUUGAAAUGUUGACUACUGCAUUUCUAUAAUGUCUUUUCAAAGUGUUCAUUAGUUUCUGUGUUCAUUCAUCACUGAACUCUAAAUUCUUACCCUUCCAUCAAUAAAUAUUUAAUACAUACAAAAUUACUUGCUUACAAAAUCACUUGCUGAUUUCACUUAAAAACAUGAAUGAAUCUUCUGUGGCCAGUUAGGAAUGCCAUCAGUUUGAUGCAUUGUAAUAGUACAUUUAAUAAGGUACUAUAUCUUAAGUGAAAAGCUGGCUUUUGAUAAAUUCAGUCUUCAGUUGCCAUGACAAUUGUCAAACUGAGAAUUUAGACAAGGAAGUUCACUCUAAGUCACCAGAAGUACUUAAGCAGUUACUUUGAUGCCCUAAAAAUCCUUCAACAAGAAAAUUUUCUCCAUUUGGUCCUUUCAUAUUAUUAAAAAAACAUGAUUUUUAGAGAACAGUGUUUCCUUGAAUUAGGAGCUUUAGCGAUUGAUUUCUAAGGGAAUAUCAAUAUUGAUUUUUCCCCAGAAAAGCAGAUAAUUUAAUAGGGAAAUGUAUUAUUUUAUUAACAUGGGAUAAUAAGAAAUGUCUUAUCUGUGUAAAAUAUUAUACAGGUAAAGUGAAAAUAAGCUACUAUGUGAUACAAUCAAUAUUAUGGGGAGAAAAACAGUAAAGUUUUCUCUUUAAAAUUUUAUUUUUCAGAUUUGUUCAAUAUUGCCUCAGUUCUUCUCUUAUUGCAUAUAUAGCCUUAAUUAUAAACUUAUACUCAGCUGGGCUGAUGCACAGUAACUUUAUUAAAGAAGCAACUAGACUCUUGCUUUUUCUUACCAUGGCCUGUUCUCCCUGAAAUGAAAAUGAUGUUUUCAACUUUAUAUCCAUAAAUGACAUAAUACCAGGGAAAAUCAGCCACAGUUCUCCUGUCCAGUUUCCUUCAGCUCCUCCUUUAAAGGACUAUUUGUUAUUUAUGUAAUGAUAAUAAUAUUCCAUAUCUUUGAAGACAGAGAGAUAUAGUAUAAGAAUUAUUUAUAACUUUUUAAAAAAAUAAUAACUCCUUGAAAAGGAAUCUUACACAGUUAGGGUAUUUUAGAUUUGGUGAACAUUUAUAAUACAUUAAAAUUAAAAUAUAUGAAUUUUGCAAGUUUUUUUAAUAUUAUCACCUUUUAAGUUUUCAGUGCCUUUGGCUACCACUAUCAACUUGAAAGCAUCCCAUUUGAAAUAUAAUCAAAUAUAUAUUUUGUAGGACAAUUUACAUAAUGUUAUUUGACCUACCUAUUAAAUCACAGAUUAAGCAUCAUGGUUUCAAUUGAAAUUAUUUAUAGUAAUCCUCCUAAUAUGCUGCAAAUUCAACAGAGGUAUGUGAUGGUUUAGGAAAAUAUAAUGAAGAAGGUCAUAAUCACUGAUGAGGCUAGGUAGAGAGCUGUUCUGCAUUAAAAUUUAAAAUAUUUUUGUCCAUAUAUAGGCCUGAAUGUGAUAUCAAAAAAGAUAUUAAUAUCUUUCUUCAAGGUAAACAUACCUAUUAAUUUUGAUUAUUGCACCUAACUUAGUCAAUGAUUUAAAACAUGAUUGUUUUUAAUAUAUAUAUUUAUAGAUGGAAAAAAAAAUUUCCAUUUGUGCUUUUGUUCCCAGCCUAAGCAUUAGUAAGUUCCUUAAUAGAAAAUUGUCUGAGAAUACCUCUAAAGUCUUUUCAUAACUUAAUUUUACUACUGAACUAGAUUUUAGUACAUAUCUAAAUAUUACUUUGUACAUUAUUCACACUAAAAUGAGAAAUUAGUUCAAGCAAAAAAUUUAUAAAUUUCUUACUAUAACUUCAGUAUCUGUUAGGAAAAACACAAGUUGGCAACUUUACCCUUUUGGUUUUCAAUAAAAAUUAAAAUGUAUUAUAAUCACAGACCCAGGGGCUAGGGGGAGAGUAUGAUAUUUUAGAAAAUACUAUCCAUAUGUAAUCUUAAAAAUCUCACAUCUUAAUUACACUAAUAUAGUUCACUACUACAGUGGGGAGUUUGCAGGAUUGUUGUGAUUUGAUUUUUAUCAGCACAAUAAUUAAGUAUUAUUAUGUUAUCAAAUUUUACUAUUUUCAAAGUUAUAGCAAAUUAUACUAAAUACCUGACUUUUAUUCUGGUGUGGUAAAUUUUCAAUUAUAAAUUCAGACCUUUUCACUUAUUAGUAAUAAAAUAAUUAAACAUAACCAGGCUAAGAAAAGAGAAUUUAUAGUGUAUGUUUUAUAGCAAACUAUUAAAUUAUGGGUAAAAUUUACAGCUGACAUAGAUGCUACCUAUAAAAAAGAAUCAUAAUUAUUCUCUGGAUUAAUUUUAAUGUCCUUUAUUCUGUCACUUUCUAUAAAUUUUUUAGCCUCAUGUAUAGUAAUGUUAAGCUAAUUUGAUGAAGUGGUUCAGAUUGUAGCAGUAUAUAAACUGUUGGUACAUUCAUUUCUUCUAGGUGAGCAAUACUGCUGCUAUUGUCUAGAAACAGCAAUCAUUUAAAAAUGCCAAACAGCUAACUGCUAACAACUCUUUCUUGUAUAUCAUCUCUCUUUAGAGAAGGAAAUUUUUGUAUGCCAAGUGUUGAUAUUCGAAAGUACAUGAAAAGGUAUUUUAUCCUCAUAACUUGCUUGUGAGUGUAAAACAACAUAAUUCCUAUAAAUCUUUUGUGUGUAUAAAAUACAGUCUGUUGUACUUGAAUAAUUUGGUCUACAGAAUUUCAAAUACCUUCAUUUAAAAGGAAGUCACAUUUUUGUUUUAGACAGUUCAUGUGUUUGAUUUUGUCAUAUCAAUAUAAAUGAGAAAAAGAAAUGGACUGUGCAGCUAACUAGUACUUAAAAUCACAACAGUACUUUGUGCAGUUUUAAGACGUUAGUAAAUUUAACAUUAUUCCAUUUCAUUUAAAGAUCAAAAAAGAUCAGACUUUAACUCUGGCCAAAGUAGAAAUUUAUGUUCUACAUGUCGAAAUUGUUUCCUAGCAGCUUUUGGACUGUAUCUCACAUGAUGUUAUAGUAUCUUUUAUUUGUAAUAAAUGUUCAGAUUUCUCUUUAGAAGCUCUAAUGUACAUCUAGAUAAAAACAGUUUUAUGCUUUUAAAAAUGUAUGUAUUUCAAACUGUAUAUUUUAAUUUGAGUGCAUGUUACAUAGUGUUACUUCAUAUGUCUUGGCAAAUUCAAUAUAUUUAUUCUCACAUGUGACAUGGGAUAUCGAUGAAAAAUUAUGAAUAUGUAUUAUUUCCUUAAAUCAUCCUAACCUAUGUUGUAUCAAAAGUAUUGUAUAUUUUAUGGAGAUUUAGUGCUAUACAUGUAUAUGUUUUUUAAGUUAUUUUAUUGAAGUUCAAUCUUUACAUAAAAUUUAAAUCUUUUUUAAAAAAAAAUGUCAGUGCCACAACUGUAAUGAAAAUAAUCCAAUAAACUUUAAAAUAAUUCAUUACUCAUAA